AUGAUUUCCCGGGACGUUAAACGGCGGAAGACGGAGUCGAGCACGUAUCCGUUGUUUCUCCUGAAUCUGCCGCUUGAGCUCAUCCGAUGCAUGCAGCUGUCGCGAGAGGAUUUGGUCAACAUAUCGACUUUGGACAGCGCUCACAGAGCAAAGUUUUAUCCUCUUGUAUACGAAAGGCUGAAACUGACAUGGCGAGACUUCAAAUCUUUUAGUGAGAGUUUCAAGUCCAAAGACCUUGUUCGCGCAAUCCGCAUUUUCAGCGACCUUCAAGACCGAAAAUCUACUACCUACGGGGAAUGGAAUAUAUCACUCAAAGGGAUACUGGAGGAGUCUCCCAACCUCAAGGAGCUGGUGAUUGAAGUUAUGUCGUCAGCCCGGUGUUUAAAGUACCAGGAUAACUUUGAUACCAAUUUGAGCGACAAGAUCGAGAAACUGAAGCUAAUCAGUCAUUCUGGUGCGCCCAACGAUGAGUCUCUUUUUGAACUGACUCAACUGCAACGGUUCCAUAACAUCAAGCAGCUCACUCUUAAUGGGUUUCUUCUUGCCAAGGACCAAUACUUUUAUCCCAAAUUCAAGUCGGAUUUCAGCGACCUCAAAGAACGGAGCAGGGAUGGCCGUCUCGUGUUUUUGAACGAUCUGACGCUGAUCAACUGCAAAUGGGACCAUCCUUACAGUCUUAGUGACGUCUUUUCGCCUGUCUACCCUUCACCAAAUCCGCUUCUUAAGUUGGAGAGCAACGAGUUUACGUCGCCCGAACGUCUGUCUCUGUUCUACAGCAAAUACUCGUCUUCCUUUGUGGCUGCCGAACGGUUCAGAUCUUUCAUUGACAACGAUGCCAACGAGUUAUUUCUUUUUGAGACACGUUUCUACAACAACCUAAAGCACCUUUCGAUUGUGGUUUUGAGUGAAGACUACAACGAGAACAAGUACAACUAUUACUACCCAUGGCUCAACUGGCUAAACUUGAAAAAGAUAUUCCAGACGCAAAAUGAAGAAACGCGUGAGAUCGAGAACAAAUCGAUUUUGACCAACCUUGAGUCGCUCACACUUGUUGGCUGGAGAAUGGCUACAUUGAGCGAACUACGCAAUGUGUUUGGAAUCGGAAAGGAGCUCAAAUAUAAUAUGAAGCAUUUGGCUUUGUACCUUGUUAGACCUGUUCCACACUUCCAGGAGGUAAGCGAGAAGGACAAACUGGAACUGCGCAAAGUGGAGGAAUACCUGCAAAUGAUCUUCAACAACGGACAAAACAAGCACACAUGUACUUUUGAGGUUGGCUACGUGGAAGACUGUUUUGCUGACGAGAGAUACGUAAAAGAGUAUACGAAAAAUAAUGAAUAA
This is a messenger RNA of Ogataea haglerorum, 1338 nucleotides long. RefSeq lists its product as uncharacterized. Bases 1 to 1338 code for a protein of 445 amino acids. The record is from RefSeq and is a predicted model, not a curated record. Lineage: Eukaryota; Fungi; Ascomycota; Pichiomycetes; Pichiales; Pichiaceae. The transcript has a single exon.